UCAAUAAAUCCCUGACGUCAUCAGCGUGCGACCAGAUUCAGGUGACAGAAGAAGGAGAAAUGGCUGCAAGGUUACUGCUCCGCGGGGCUCUGAGAGCCGCGACAACCUGCCGGGCUGCCCCGGUCCCUGCUCUGACCCGCGGCAUGGCGGGUGGAGGCAUUCCCACUGAUGAGGAACAGGCCACAGGAAUGGAGAGGAUCAUUAUGAAGGCCAUGCAGGAGGGAUCGGAUCCCUACAACAUGUUGAAGCCGAAGGAGUACCCCGGCACCAAGGCCGACCCCCACCUUGUUCCCUCCAUCACAAACAAGAGGAUUGUGGGAUGCGUCUGUGAGGAAGACAACACAUCUGUGGUUUGGUUCUGGCUUCAUCAGGGCGAGGCCCAGCGCUGCCCGUCCUGCGGUUCCCACUACAAACUGGUGGCCCAUGAGCUCCCCCACUAGCUCCUCCAUACCUCUGUUCUCAUAGACUUCUAUGACACAGUGUUAGCUUCAGUUAGAAAUAUUCUGUUAACAUUCAGAACGAGCUGCAGAAACAUCAGACGGCAGCGUUUUCACUCUCCAGGAAGUCACUUUAACUUCCUGGUCUUAAGUGAUGCGUCGUCGUCCGAUUGGUCCUGGACUCGUUCUGACACAGUACUUGAUCUACCUGCUGACCUCAUCAGUCUUUUGCUUUACAUGUUACCAUUUACAGAGGGAUCACAUGUGGUUUGGGACACAACCUGUUUCUUUUCAACAUUUCCAUUCAGCUGCAGUUUACAUCCUCCUGUGUACUGUAUGAUGUUACACUCGGUCCACUUACUCACUUAUUAAACCAAUAAAGUUCAGAACUCUG
Acanthopagrus latus (yellowfin seabream) is the source of this 831-nucleotide messenger RNA. Its product is annotated as cytochrome c oxidase subunit 5B, mitochondrial-like. Gene Ontology annotation, biological process: mitochondrial electron transport, cytochrome c to oxygen. Gene Ontology annotation, cellular component: mitochondrial envelope. The transcript is spliced from 4 exons. The record is from RefSeq and is a predicted model, not a curated record. Lineage: Eukaryota; Metazoa; Chordata; Actinopteri; Spariformes; Sparidae. Bases 60 to 440 code for a protein of 126 amino acids.